AUUCGGAAAAAAAUAUCAAGUUGUACAAAAAACUCGUGGUGAUAUCUUAAUACACGAUAAUAAAACUUCUAAACGUGAGUUUAAGUAUCUUAAAGUAGUGAAAAGUAGUUGAUACAUUGCCGUCAUCAUAAUGUCCACCGGCGGAACAAUAUUAACCGCUGAAGCAAUUCAGAUUGUCACAGUGAACGAGGAGGCACACUCGUUUAAAUUAUCAGAAGAAGAACUCACCCGCAUUAUCUUACAAGACAAUGUCAAGAAUCGUGAAGUUGUGAUUGUGUCAGUUGCUGGUGCAUUCAGAAAAGGAAAAAGCUUCUUACUAGAUUUCUUUCUUCGAUAUUUGUACGCUCGGUACGUUCAUCAAAAUGUCGACAUUAAAUGGUUGGGAAAGGAAGAUGAACCAUUAAGUGGAUUCUCAUGGCGUGGUGGUUCAGAUCGUGUCACAACUGGUAUCCACAUGUGGUCAGACGUUUUCCUUCAUGAUUAUAAAGAUGGUCGUAAAAUUGCAAUAAUCUUGUUGGAUACACAAGGCGCAUUCGACAGUUUUAGUACAGUGAAAGAUUGUGCGACUGUCUUUGCACUCAGCACAAUGUUAUCAUCUGUUCAGAUCUAUAAUUUAUCACAAAACAUCCAGGAAGAUGAUCUCCAACAUCUUCAACUCUUCACUGAAUACGGGCGUUUGGCAAAAGCCGACACUGGGGCGACGCCGUUCCAGAAACUUCUCUUCCUUGUUCGUGAUUGGAGUUUUCCUUAUGAAGCUGGAUAUGGAUCGGAAGGUGGUGAAAAAAUACUCAAAAGACGAUUAGAGAUUCAUGAGAAGCAACAUCCCGAUCAUCAAUCACUUCGUCGUCACAUUCAAGGAUGUUUCAGUGAAAUUGGAUGCUUCUUGAUGCCCCAUCCUGGCUUAAAUGUCGCAACUAAUCCAACUUUCACAGGAAAACUUUGCGAUAUUUCCAGCGAAUUUAAGGAGAGCUUACUCGAUCUGAUUCCUCUCCUUCUGUCACCUGAAAAUCUCAUCGUAAAAAAAAUCAAUGGUCAAGUGGUGCGAGCACGAGAUUUGGUGCAAUAUUUCAUUUCGUAUUUGAAUAUUUUUAAAAGCGACGACAUGCCAGAACCGAAAACAAUGCUGCGUGCAACAGCUGAAGCGAAUAAUUUGAAUGCUGUUGCGACAGCAAAAGAUCUUUACACGCAACAUAUGGAAGACUUUUGUGGUGGUAAAAAUCCAUAUCAGAAGCCACAAUUAUUGGACGUUGAACAUGAACGUGCACGUGAGAAGGCGAUUUAUCAUUUCGUGACAAAACGCAAAAUGGGUGGUGAUGAAUUCUCGGAUGAAUAUAAACAGCAGCUAAUCACUUUUGUUGAAGAAACUUUCAUUAUUUAUAAGCAGCAGAAUGAGAGUAAGAACAUCUUUAAAGCAGCUCAAACGCCGGGCGUUUUCCUUGUCGUUGCACUUUUCACUUACAUCCUGAGUGGAGUUUUUGCAUUGUUUGGAAUGGAAACGUUCUGCAACUUCAUGACCUUAAUUAUGGCAAUUAACAUCAUUGCUUUAUGUAUUUGGUCUUACAUUAGAUACAGCGGCGAGUUUCAUGAGCUUGGAGUCAAAUUGGAUCAAAUUGCUGAGAAGAUUUGGGAAUUUGCUCUCAAACCUUUCUACGAACUCUUCCUUGAAAACAAAGUUAAAGAAGUGACAACGCAAGCCGUUUCUGCAGCGACCGGUCUUUCGCGUGAAAACGUUGAGUCAGCUAUGGGCAUGUCACGACAAAAUUCAAGCUCGAAUUCGACAGUCACAAAGCGAACAACACCGAAUGGUAAAGUCAAAAGCUUAUGAGAACAAGCAAAUGCUGGUGGUACAGAUGAUGAUCCUUCAUCUCAUGGGAUUUCAUCGUUUUUCGUUAAGUUUUUUAGGAAAUCUUCUUCGUCGUCGUCGCCUUCAGAAUCAAUAGAUCUACACGUAAAUCACAACAACUUCGAAAAUCAUCAAAAACCUUCGGGAAAACGUCGAAAAAAUCGAAGAAAAGUUUAAAGAAAUGAAAAGUUUUAAAAAUAAAAAUAAAUUUUAUGUCGUGUUGUUGAGUGCCUCAUGAGACAAAACAAAAAAUUAUUUCAAGAAUGAAAUGAAGAAAAGUUUUUGUUUGUUUUGUGAAAUUUAGUGCAAGCUUGUGAAUAAUUAUUACAAAACAAAAAAUAGAAUGAAGGAAAAAUAGAAACUUGAGUGAUAAUUAAGAUUACAACAAUUUCAAAUGAAAAUUUCUCAAUUCAAUUUUAUUUCUUCUAUUUUUUCGUAACAUAUCUGAUCAUAAUCAACGUACGUAGAUAACUCGAAGUAGAAAAUUAUAUUUUAAAGAAAUUUAACGUGAAUAAAUUAAAAACUUUAUUGUUGAAGGUUUUGAAGAUUCAAUGAGAAGAUUUACAAAUAAAUCAUUAACUGAUCAUGAUGAAAACAGAUCAAUAAUUAAAUAUCUGAUGAAACAAUGGAUCAUAAAUAAUGUGCCAACAAAAUCUUGCGAUAAUCUCGCUUGUGUAAUUUUUGCAACAUUUAAUUAGCGGUUUUGUGAGGUUGCACCACAACGGAAAUUAAUAUUAAAGAAAUUACACAACCGCAAUCACCUUCACUUCUUUUUUUCCACAACACGAAUUAUAUUUGCAUUUGUUUUAAUAAUAUGAACGGUUCAGCACAAGACAACGAUAAGCAAUUUAUUAUUCAAUGAACCUUCUGAAAGAAAACUUCCUCUGAUUUGCUCAAAAUGUAUUUUAAUGAUUAAAUGUGCAUUAAUUUAAAAGAUGUUUAAAAUCCUCGUUUUAUUCUCUUAAAUACUUUCCAAUCAAUCCAAUUUCCUUUUUUAAAAAGAAAAAAGUUAAACACAAAAUAUUUAGUCAUAAGCGAAUUCAGACUAACAAACGAAACUUUUUCCCGAUUCUUUCUUUAUGAAAGUUUAACAUAUUUAAUUAAAAACAACAAAAAAAAGUUAAAAAUGUAAAAAAAUAAGAUCAAAAUUCUAAAAAAUCGAAGAGAAGGGAAAACAAUAAAAAUUAACUGAGUAAGAUGUGGUGAUUUAUGAUAAAAUGAAAUCUUUUUCUUUAUUAAUGUUUUCGUGAAGUUUCACGACAUGCUUCCGAAGACCGCUCCGAGUUUUGUAUUCCAAAUUGCAUUCUUUACAUGAAUAUUUUACUUCUUCUUUGUGAGUUGAUUGAUGAAGUGUCAAAAGUCGUUUACUCUUAAACAUUUUCAUGCAAAUGUCGCAUUGAUAGAUUGUUCCAUUGUAAUGCAUGAAUGAAUGCAUUUUAAGAUCGCGUUGGCGAUAAAAUUGAAGUUCAGGACAUUCACUGCAAAGAUAAGCAAUUCCUUGAUUCUUCGGUUCGUGAACUGACUCGUAAUGUCGUUGACCAAGUUUUUCCGUCUUGAAAGUUUUCAUGCAAAUGAAGCAACUGAAAGGCUUCUCUUGACCUUCUUCAGUGUGCAUGUUUUUGAUGUGUUGCUUCAAAUUCUUCUCCGCAAGUAUAAUUUUGCAAAAUGGGCAAUUGACGUAAAUUUUCACCACACCAUGUUUCGAUUCGUUAUGAAUUUUCAGUGAUAAAAUUGUCUUGAAACUCUUUGAACAUUUUGAACAAUGAAAAUCUUUUGUCAAAGCAUGAAUCGCUUCAUGUCUUCUUAAAUUUCCAACACUUUUAAAUCCAGCAUUGCAAAUCGAACAAAUGUAUUUUCUUGCAUUAUCAUCGUGACUGAGUUUAUGUGUUUCGUAUUUGCUUUUUAUAUCAAAUUUCCUGUUACACAAUUCACAUGUGUAAGCUUCAACAAGCACCUGUGGCUUGACCUCGUGAAUAUCAAUUGAAUGUUCAAAAAGUUUUCUUCGACUUUUAAACGCCUCCGGACAUUCUUUGCACUUGUAUUUUUGGAAGAUUGAAUGCAACUUCAUGUGCUUUAAAAUUUCUUUCUUAAAUUUGACUUUUUCACCACAAAAAUCACAAAUGUAAAUAAGAUGUGGACGACCAUUUCGCAAUUUUAUUGAUUGUGGGGACUUUCUCUUACGAAUCCAUCGUGUUUUUAGUGACUUCUCAUUUGGUUCGUUUUCAAUUUCAUUCUCGUCUUUAACAUCGUCAAAAAAUUUACCAAACAAAUCUUCAGUCUCUGAUUCCGAUUCUUCUUUUCCACUUUUUAUAUCUUUUAAUAAAUCAAUCGUGUCUUCUUUCUGGGGAUAUUUUCUAGAUGGUGCUGUUACUUGAUUUAAUUGAUUCUUAGCAAUUUCAGCAAUAUCCACUUGAUCUAAUUCUUUCGUUUCAUCGGAUUCUGCUUUCAAUUUUGGACCUUUGCAGCGAUUCAUUCGAAUAUGUUUGGCAAGACCGGUCUUAAAAGUGAAAUAAUCACCGCAGGUUUCACAUUGAAAGCUUUUCUCGCUUUGAUGUUUCUGCAUAUGAAUUUUAAGAAGGCGAUUAUUCUUAAAGAUUUGAUCACACUCAUGGCACGUUUUAAUUUCACCGUCGAAAUGAAUAAAACUAUGAAUUCUCAAUUCCUCUUUCAUUUCAAAGAAGACAUUACACAAAUUGCAUUUAAAAUGAAGUUCUUUACUUUUAUGUAUUUGGUAGUGAUGAUUAUUCCUGGCAGUUUUUGUUGGAAACAUUCUUGUACAGUGGUUGCAUUUGAAGGGAAGAUCUAAAGUAUGUUUCGUAGCAAAAUGAUUUUGAAGCAAGAUUUUUGUGCUAAACAUCAUUCCACAGGCACUACAAAUAUGCUUUUCAAUAUGCAUUUUUAAAUGUCUUCUAAAUGUAUGUAAGCUGAUGUAAGAUUUUGUACAAAUAUCACAUGUAAGAAUUUGAUUUUUUCUAUGACGAUCCAUGUGAAUUCGAAGAUAAUCUUUUGCGUUAAAUUGUUUGCCAUCAUAAUCACAAAUGUAGAUUUUGGGAGUCUGUGGAUGUUUAGUGAUCAAAUGUCGUUUAUAAAAAGCUUCAGAUUUGAGUACAGCUGAGCAAAUCUCACAGAUUAUCACUCCAUGAUUAAUCUUUUUGCUGUGAGUAUUUGCAAUGUGACGGUCAAGUUGGGUUUGUGAUGUAAAUGAUUUUCUCCUAUGACACUUGAUGCAGUGAUAUCUUUUAAUUUUUCUUUUACAAAUUGUUUGAUCAACAAUGUCAUUUAUUAAAUUUAUUUUUUGUUUUCGUUCUCUUUGG
This is a messenger RNA of Clunio marinus, 5157 nucleotides long. NCBI's taxonomy places the organism in Eukaryota, Metazoa, Arthropoda, Insecta, Diptera, Chironomidae. The record is from the annotation of a GenBank genome assembly.